CCCGCGUGCCGUGCUCAUGGGAGAGAGCUGGAGAAAAACCACGGAGGAGAUCGGCACCGUCUAUGACAUCAAGGAGAAACUUGGGGCAGGGGCCUUCUCGGAGGUGUUCCUGGCCCAGGAGCGGGGCUCCCAGCGGUUGGUGGCCCUGAAAUGCAUCCCCAAGAAGGCACUGCGGGGCAAGGAGGUGGCUGUGGAGAAUGAAAUCGCCGUGCUCCGGAAGGUCCAUCACGAGAACAUUGUGGCUUUGGAGAACAUCCAUGAAACUCCAACGCACCUGUACCUGGCCAUGCAGCUGGUGACGGGGGGAGAGCUGUUUGACCGGAUCGUGGCGCGGGGGCACUACACGGAGCGGGACGCCAGCUGCCUCGUCCGGCAGGUGCUGGGCGCCGUGAGCUACCUGCACCAGCUGGGCGUCGUGCACCGGGACCUCAAGCCCGAGAACCUGCUCUACGCCAGCCCCCUCGAGGACGCCAAGAUCAUGAUCACGGAUUUCGGGCUCUCCAAGCUGGAGUCGGACGGGGUGAUGGCCACGGCCUGCGGGACCCCCGGCUACGUGGCCCCCGAGCUCCUGGAGCAGAAGCCCUACGGGAAAGCCGUGGAUUCCUGGGCGCUGGGCGUCAUCUCCUACAUCCUGCUGUGCGGUUACCCCCCCUUCUACGACGACAACGACUCCGAACUCUUCGCCCAGAUCCUCAAAGGGGAGUUCGAGUUCGACUCGCCCUAUUGGGAUGAUAUCUCGGACUCAGCCAAGGAUUUCAUCCAGCAGCUGCUGCAACGGGACCCCGAGACGCGCUACACGUGCGAACAGGCCCUGCAGCACCCGUGGUGA
Terrapene triunguis (Three-toed box turtle) is the source of this 829-nucleotide messenger RNA. Its product is annotated as calcium/calmodulin-dependent protein kinase type 1B-like. Bases 17 to 829 code for a protein of 270 amino acids. The record is from RefSeq and is a predicted model, not a curated record. Lineage: Eukaryota; Metazoa; Chordata; Testudines; Emydidae. Gene Ontology annotation, molecular function: calcium/calmodulin-dependent protein kinase activity; calmodulin binding; ATP binding. Gene Ontology annotation, biological process: peptidyl-serine phosphorylation. The transcript is spliced from 8 exons. Gene Ontology annotation, cellular component: intracellular anatomical structure.